This is a messenger RNA of Drosophila serrata, 2603 nucleotides long. RefSeq names its product G-protein coupled receptor 158 smog (gene smog). The record is from RefSeq and is a predicted model, not a curated record. Gene Ontology annotation, cellular component: membrane. NCBI's taxonomy places the organism in Eukaryota, Metazoa, Arthropoda, Insecta, Diptera, Drosophilidae. Gene Ontology annotation, molecular function: G protein-coupled receptor activity. Gene Ontology annotation, biological process: G protein-coupled receptor signaling pathway.
CUUUUGGCCUACUACAAGCGAGCCCACCUGGCACCGCCACCGCCACCGAGUGGCGGCAUGCUGGCCUCCACCUCCACAUCCACCUAUGGGAGCUCCCAGGAGCGAGAGUAUCAUUUGCAUGAUGCAUCCGGGCUCGAUUUCGACGAGCUAACGCCCACCGUCAGUGUGGUGUCCGCACUGAGUCGAGCGGAGCGGUUGCGUAAGCGCAGCGCCACACCAACAACACCAGCCACAACGGUUGCUGCCACAACAUCGGCAUCGGUUGCAGCAUCGGGAGCAGGUGCAACAUCAUCGACGAAGUCUGGUGGCAGUGAGGAGGGAAAGCCGGAGGAGAAGUGCGAGCCUAAAGUCCUGGAAACGCAGCCAGAUGAACCGUUUUACGACUUUACUGACAUCGCCGAGGAUGCCGCCCGGCAGUUUAUUGAAUUUUUAUCGAAUAAAUUCCCGAAUGCCAAUACACCGAUUACCAUCGAUGAGCCGACACGUGCGGAGGUGAGUCGCAAAGCGAAUGGAAUUGCCAGCUAUGCCCUCAACGAGGAUGACAAUCUCCUGGCCUUUGCCAUUGCCGCUCCCAGCAUUCACACGGUGGUCGUUAAAUUCAGGGAUAAUGUUACGAUACCACCGGAUCAGGUGCAUAAUAAGGCGUAUUUGGGAUCCUAUUGGAGGGAGUUGGGUGCGGCCUGGAACAGCACGGAUGGCACGCAGGAAUGGGGAGCUCCCUUUCGCGACUGCAACCUGUUGACGCGUCGCUGGCUUUGGCCUUUUCGCAUAUCCUUCAGCGAGCAUAGAAUCAAAAUUGUGGCUGCUGCUUUUAUAGCCGCCGAUGAGGAUGUGUGCAAUGAUGGCCUGGAGGAAGUUUUCGGUCGUCGUCAUGGUUGCGAUCGAAAUACAACAUUUUGCCUGCUCACUGAGAAUAAACCAGCUGCCACAAGAGAUGUUUAUACCUGUCUAUGCCGGGAAUCCUAUUAUUUGCCCAAUUCUACUCUGCAAGGAUUCCGUGGCGAUAUGGUGGAGCUGUCCGAGGGCUAUGACAACUACUCUUGCAUACCCUGUCCUGGGGGAUGCUCGAACUGCGAUAACAAUGGCGUGUGCUUGACCUAUCAGGAGGAGGAGGUGCUCAAUAUGGACGCUUGCCUGCGGCUCCUGGUGGCCAUUGUCCUGGGCGCCUGCAUCCUAUGCUGUGUGGUUCUCAGUGUGAUUGUGUUCAGGCAAAGGAAGUGCAAGGCCAUUGCUUCGGGCAUGUGGACUGUGCUGGAGACGAUACUGCUGGGCAUUGUUUUACUUUAUGCAUCCGUUGCCGUCCAUUUCUUUCCCGCCUCCACGGAACGUUGCCUCCUGGAGCCUUGGCUUCGCGAACUGGGCUUCAUCACCUGUUAUGGCGCCAUUAUCCUGAAGCUAUAUCGCCAUUUGGUGGACUUUCGCACCAGGAAGGCUCAUCGCUGGGUUCUGCGCGAUGUGGACCUGCUCAAGUAUCUGGGAACGAUGGUGUUUGCCGUCAUCUGCUAUAUGGCCGCCUUUACGGCCUCCUCGCUGGAUCUGCUGGAGAGUGCCCAGCUGGAGAGUCUGCGGGAGGCGGACACCAAUACCUGCCAUCCGCUCAAGUGGGAGCUGGUCACGCAGACCAGCGAGAUGCUCAUCCUAUGCUUUGGACUCCAUCUGUCCAUAGCCAGCCGGAAUGCCAAUACUCAGUUUCGGGAAAGGCAAUUCCUGGUGACCGCUUUGACGCUGGAGUUCCUGGUCUCAUCGAGCUUCUACUUCCUGCGCUUCGUCUACCUGCCGGAAAUGAGUCCCAGCGCCAUUUUGCUGGCUCUAUUUGUGCGCUCACAGUUGACGAACAGCUUCGCCUUGGGUCUGAUAUUUGUGCCAAAGUUGUGGUAUCAGCACAAGCAGGGUACCUCGCACGAUGCCGGCCAGCGGCUGGGCGGUGGCUAUGCCGGCCUCUGUCUGGGCGAUCCGGACAUUGGGGAGCUGACCAUAUCCGAAAUGAGUCCCGAGGACAUACGUGCCGAACUCAAAAGACUGUACACGCAACUGGAGAUACUGAAAAACAAGACCCUGCGGCAGGAUAAUCCGCACAUCAGUAAGCGACGGGGCGGACGCAAGGCGGGUCAUCGUCGCUUCUCCUUGCAGAAAAAGGGCAGCAAGGAUAAGGCUCUAAGUGCCAAACAUCGCAGCAACAAGCAUCACCAGGACAUUGAGAUCACCGAGGCGGAGCCAUCGCGCACGCCCGAGGACUCGGUGUGCAGCGCCGAAGGACCCACGGAUACCUAUGCGGAAAUCUCUGGUGUGUCCCACUCAAUGCUCUCCCACUCGAUGGUCUCCCACUCCGUUGUCUCGCACUCAAAGUAAGGAUACUCGCGCAGGAUGCUUGCUCGUUAAAGCUUAAGUAAUAUCGAUCGAUCGGAGAGAGAGUGUUAUUUGUACAUAAGUAUUAAGUACGAUGCAUGUUGCUCUAUGUAGAUAAUAUAUAAUAUAUGUAUGUAUAUGUGUGCGCGAGGGUUAGUUAUUAUAUUAAAAUAUAGUGGCAACAAUACAAACAAUAAAAGAAUUACUUUAAUUUCGCAAUGAAAGAAAAAUAUGAAGGCAGAAAAGCAAACACAAAA